This is a messenger RNA of Saccharomycodes ludwigii, 834 nucleotides long. It is a transcript of the gene GYP8, whose product is annotated as GTPase-activating protein GYP8. Gene Ontology annotation, molecular function: GTPase activator activity. NCBI's taxonomy places the organism in Eukaryota, Fungi, Ascomycota, Saccharomycetes, Saccharomycodales, Saccharomycodaceae. Bases 1 to 834 code for a protein of 277 amino acids. Gene Ontology annotation, biological process: positive regulation of GTPase activity; endoplasmic reticulum to Golgi vesicle-mediated transport. Gene Ontology annotation, cellular component: endoplasmic reticulum membrane. The transcript has a single exon. The record is from RefSeq and is a predicted model, not a curated record.
AUGCACUAUUAUCAAGGGUUUCAUGAUAUUAUUUCCGUUUUUGUGAUCGUAUUUACCGAUAUUAAAGUGUUAGAUGACGAUAACAUAAUAGUAGAAUUAGCUAUUGAUAAAGAUGUCUUGGUCGAAUUGGCAUAUAAUUUUUCUUUACUGCAUCUCCGGGAUUUCCUCAUGGAUAGUUUAGAUUUUACAGUUGAUCAACUAAGACUUAUACCGUUUAUAGUAAAAGUCUUGGAUCACGAUACAUAUAAAAAAUUGAAUUUUAAGAAUUGCGAGAUGACUUCAGCUAUAUCUUUCGUACUUACCCUAUUUUCACAUGAAGAUUUAAAUAUUGAAAUAGUAACUAGGAUAUUUGAAUUAGUGAUAGUUAAUAACUCUAUUGUUGUAGUUUUAUUCAUUUAUGCCUUGUUAAUAAUUGAACUGAAAGAUACGCUUAUUAAGACCUAUCAAGAAAGUUUAGAUGAAUUCAAUGAUCAUUCUUUGCUUCUGAAUAUGGUCAUUCAAAAGCAUAUUUUAAUAAAAAUCAAUUCUUUUGAUUGGGAGGAUAUUUUUACCAAAAUGGAUGCAAUUAUAAAAAAUUAUGAAAAAAUUAAACUUUGCGUUAAUGAAUUUAGUGUUUUGAAGACCUCUUCUAUGUUACACUCACAAAUAUCUUAUGAUCAAAAAGAAUUAGAAGAAUUAUUGGUUCAGGAAAGCAACUUGAAUAUCAAAAAUAAACACAUGUCCAAAAAUUCACAAAGUCUCAAAAUGUUUGUCGGAGCUGCUAAAACAUCACUCAUCCUUGCUGUAUUGGCUGUCAGUUUUAAAGUUGUAAUUGAUUAUUAUGAGUAUGCGUAG